CCCGCCCCUCGCCGUGAGGAGGAGGAGGUGGAGGAGGAGGCGGCUGGGAGAGAUCGAGCAGCGAGCUGGAGCGCGGAGCGUGAGUGAGGGAGCCUAGCCGCCUGCCCGCCCGCCCGCCACCGCCGCCGCCGCCUCUCCUCCGUAAGCAGGAGCCCGGGCCGGGGCCCGGCACGCCGCCCGCCCCCCACCACAGCCCCUCCCUCGUCGUCAGGCCGCGAGGGCAGCGCGCGCGAGCCCAGGGGGAGGGACAGCGAGCGAGCGAAAGAGCGCCGGGAGGAGGCGGCCGGACCGAGCGAGCGCCCGCGCGUGUGGCGUGAGGGGAAGCCGCUGCCCGCCCCCCCCUUCGCCUUCCCUUCUUUCCCCCUCCCCGCUCCCCCCCCGACCGCGGAGCAGCACCAUGUCGGCGCCGGCGGCCAAAGUCAGUAAAAAGGAGCUCAACUCCAACCACGACGGGGCCGACGAGACCUCAGAAAAAGAACAGCAAGAAGCAAUUGAACAUAUUGAUGAAGUACAAAAUGAAAUAGACAGACUUAAUGAACAAGCCAGUGAGGAGAUUUUGAAAGUAGAACAGAAAUAUAACAAACUCCGCCAACCAUUUUUUCAGAAGAGGUCAGAAUUGAUCGCCAAAAUCCCAAAUUUUUGGGUAACAACAUUUGUUAACCAUCCACAAGUGUCUGCACUGCUUGGGGAGGAGGAUGAAGAGGCGCUGCAUUAUUUGACAAGAGUUGAAGUGACAGAAUUUGAAGACAUUAAAUCAGGUUACAGAAUAGAUUUUUAUUUUGAUGAAAACCCUUACUUCGAAAAUAAAAUUCUCUCCAAAGAAUUUCAUCUGAAUGAGAGUGGUGAUCCAUCUUCAAAGUCCACUGAAAUCAAAUGGAAAUCUGGAAAGGAUUUGACGAAACGAUCAAGUCAAACACAGAAUAAAGCCAGCAGGAAGAGACAGCAUGAGGAACCAGAAAGCUUCUUCACCUGGUUUACUGAUCAUUCUGAUGCAGGUGCAGAUGAGUUAGGAGAGGUCAUCAAAGAUGAUAUUUGGCCAAAUCCAUUACAGUACUACUUGGUUCCUGACAUGGAUGAUGAGGAAGGGGAAGGAGAAGAGGAUGACGACGACGACGAAGAGGAAGAAGGAUUGGAAGACAUUGAUGAAGAAGGGGAUGAGGAUGAAGGUGAAGAAGAUGAAGAUGAUGAUGAGGGGGAGGAAGGAGAGGAAGAUGAAGGAGAAGAUGACUAAUGGAACACUGAUGGAUUCCAACCUUUUUUAAUUUUCUCCAGUCCCUGGGAGCAAGUUGCAGUCUUUUUUUUUUUUUUUUUUUUUUCCUCCUCUUGUGCUCAGUCGCCCUGUUUUUGAGGUCUCUUUUCUCCUUUAUACCAUGGUUCACAACUUAUUUGGGGGGGAAAUACCUUGAGCAGAAUUCAGUGGGACAAGAAUCUCUACCCCUUUCUGUUCCAAAUUCAUUUUUAUCCCUUCCUGUCUCAACAAAAACUAUGGAAUCAACACCACCAUGCUCUGUGGGAAAAAAAGAAAAACCUUCUGCUCCCUUAGCUCUGCUGGAAGCUGGAGGGUGCUAGGCCCCUGUGUAGUAGUGCAUAGAAUUCUAGCUUUUUUCCUCCUUUCUCUGUAUAUUGGGCUCAGAGAUUACACUGUGUCUCUAUGUGAAUAUGGACAGUUAGCAUUUACCAACAUGUAUCUGUCUACUUUCUCUUGUUUAAAAAAAGAAAAAAAAAAAACUUAAAAAAAUGGGGUUAUAGAAGGUCAGCAGAGGGUGGGUUUGAGAUGUUUGGGUGGGUUAAGUGGGCAUUUUGACAACAUGGCUUCUCCUUUGGCAUGUUUAAUUGUGAUGUUUAACGGACAUCCUUGCAGUUUAAGAUGACACUUUUAAAAUAAAAUUCUCUCCUAAUGAUGACUUGAGCCCUGCCACUCGAUGGGAGAAUCAGCAGAACCUGUAGGAUCUUAUUUGCAAUUGACAUUCUCUAUUGUAAUUUUGUUCCUGUUUAUUUUUAAAUUUUUCUUUUUGUUUCACUGGAAAGGAAAGAUGAUGCUCAGUUUUAAACGUUAAAAGUGUACAAGUUGCUUUGUUACAAUAAAACUAAAUGUGUACACAAA
Molecule: messenger RNA, 2104 nt
Organism: Bubalus bubalis (water buffalo)
Lineage: Eukaryota; Metazoa; Chordata; Mammalia; Artiodactyla; Bovidae
Gene: SET
Product: SET nuclear proto-oncogene
Exons: 8
Coding region: 398-1231 (277 amino acids)
Biological process (GO): nucleosome assembly
Cellular component (GO): chromatin; nucleus
Molecular function (GO): chromatin binding; histone binding
Source: RefSeq, a predicted model, not a curated record